Messenger RNA from Thamnophis elegans (Western terrestrial garter snake), 1015 nucleotides. It is a transcript of the gene FAM89B, whose product is annotated as family with sequence similarity 89 member B. The record is from RefSeq and is a predicted model, not a curated record. Lineage: Eukaryota; Metazoa; Chordata; Lepidosauria; Squamata; Natricidae. The transcript is spliced from 2 exons. The coding region runs from base 97 to 651 and encodes 184 amino acids.
GCCGGCGUGCAGCCGAUCGGGCGCUGCAGCAGCCGCGGGGGCCGAGAGUGCCUCUGAGCAUAGGCCGAGUGCCCCCUCUCCCCCCCUCCAACGGCCAUGAGCUGCUCCCCGCCGGAGCCCCCGGUCAGCCAGGCGUGCGCGCUGGAGGGGCUGCCCCCGCUGCCCAAAGGGCUGAGCGGCAUCCUCAACUCCAGCGGCGGCUCGUGGCGCGAGAUCCAGAAGGUCUACAGCAAGAAGUCGCGCAUCCAGGACGACCUGCGCCAAGCCCAGGCGGCCCCCGCCGGGGAGAAGCCCCCUGGGACCCCCCUACGACCCCCCCGGCCCGCCAACCUGGAUGCCGCGCUGGCCGUGCUGCGCAAGGAGAUGGUGGGGCUCCGACAACUGGACAUGUCCCUUCUUUGCCAGCUGUGGUCCCUGUACGAGUCCAUCCAGGAGUUCAAGAGCCUCUUCCAGGACAUGUCGUCUUCACUCCACUCGGAAGGCAGCCUGGCUGCCGAAAACGGCUUCUCGGACGAGGAGGAAGAUUUCGACCUGGAUCCGUUAAGUCCGGAUGGGCCCCGGGAAGCCCCUCCGGCUCAGCAGCUGCGCUUCCUCCAGCCCCAGAACUCUCGAGAUCAGUGGCUUAAGGAUUCUUUCCAUAUUGCCAUCUGAGCCAGGCGUGGGAAACCACCUCGGGAAAGUCUAGCUGGGAUUUUAGGGUUUGGAAGAAGCUAUCCUGGAACGACCCCCAGCUUCUUUUCAGCUUUUGACUUCGUUCCUGGGCUUUCUCCCCCCACCCCCACCCCCGGAUCAGGUUUCCCUGGAUAAAUCGACAGGAUUUCUUUGGCCUUUUCCAAAAAGAGAGGCUUGCAGGGAUCCAAUUUUGAGAUUUGUUUCUCCCGUUUUGGGAUUGUCUCCGAAAAAAGCAUCGGGGGAAAAACGCAGGAAGGGUCGAAAUGUCACCGGAACAUCACUUGAAUUUCCUGGGAAUAGCAAUAGCAAUAGCAGUUAGACUUAUAUACCUCUUCAUAGGGCU